Messenger RNA from Onychomys torridus (southern grasshopper mouse), 3420 nucleotides. RefSeq names its product calcium responsive transcription factor (gene Carf). The record is from RefSeq and is a predicted model, not a curated record. Lineage: Eukaryota; Metazoa; Chordata; Mammalia; Rodentia; Cricetidae. Gene Ontology annotation, biological process: regulation of transcription by RNA polymerase II. Gene Ontology annotation, molecular function: DNA-binding transcription factor activity, RNA polymerase II-specific; RNA polymerase II cis-regulatory region sequence-specific DNA binding. Gene Ontology annotation, cellular component: nucleus.
UGGGCUCGUCCCGCGGCCUCCCGGCGGGGUGCGCGUGCGCACUGCGCUGGUCCUCCACGGCGGGGCCUCGGAGCCAAGACGAGAAACCAUGCGGCCGUGAAGAUGUAGUUACAGCUUUCACAUGAACACAGCUGGCACUAUUAUAAUCUAGUGCUCCAAAGGAAGACAGUCAGUGAACACAAAAGGACAGUUCUGAGGCCAACAGAAUGUAGGAACCUGAACUUGAAACCUGAGCCACUGCCUGCAGCCAUUAACUAAUAGGAGACAAUGAAACAGAAGAUGGAGCCAACAUGGAACAGUGUCCUUCAUUAGGAGUCAGCCGUAGUGACGGUGGAGAAUCCCCAAGAGAAACUCAAGAACCUGAGCAUCUGACCUGUAUGGACUCUGGGGAUUCUUCCUUUGGACAGAAUGAUUCUCCUACUAUUUUGCCCAAUCCUGCUCCUGAAACAGAUGAGUCACUCACAUCACAGGACAUGCCUGAGACACAGACCCUUCAUGCAGAGCAGUUUCGUCUUUUGGACCCAAAUGGGCAGCCUAUUCAAUAUGACCUUCAGUCAUUGGGGGAUUCUAAUACACAAAUGAUGAUCGCCAUGAGCCCAUCAGAAAACGGACAGGUGCUUCAUGUAAUUCCAUCUUCCCAGACAGGAAUGGCCCAAGUGAUUAUACCUCAGGAGCCGCCGGUGGAUGUGACUAGUCCUCAAGAUGCCUCUGAAGAGAAGCCCACUGACAGAAGCUUACCAGCUGUAAGAGCAGACACUCUAGAAGCCAGCACCAAUGACUACAUUCUUCGUUCUCAAGCAUCCCUUGUGUUUCCCAAAAAGUCAGGGACCAGAAUGCUCGAAGAAAUUUUGCCAGCUCCUCUUCAGCCACUGUCUUGUAAGACACCGAUAUGGGCCUGCCGUCUUAGGAGUUGUGAGAAAAUUGGAGACUCCUACCGUGGCUACUGUGUCAGUGAGACUGAACUGGAAAGCAUCCUCACUUUCCACAAGCAGCAAACUCGGAGUGUCUGGGGCACUCGCCAGUCUCCAAGCCCAGCCAAACCUGCCACGCGCUUGAUGUGGAAGUCCCAGUAUGUGCCCUACGAUGGCAUCCCGUUUGUCAAUGCAGGUAGUCGAGCUGUAGUUAUGGAGUGUCAGUACGGACCAAGAAGGAAAGGUUUCCAGUUAAAAAGAAUCAGUGAGCAAGAAAGUAGGUCUUGUCAUCUCUACAAAGCUACUUGUCCAGCCAGGAUUUACAUUAAAAAGGUACAGAAGUUCCCUGAAUAUAGAGUGCCUACAGACCCCCAGAUAGACAGGAAGAUCAUCAGAAUGGAGCAGGAGAAAGCCUUCACCAUGCUGAAGAAGAACUUGGUAGAUGCUGGUGGUGUUCUUCGAUGGUACGUGCAGUUGCCUACCCAGCAAGCUCAUCAGUACCAUGAACUAGAGACUCGGGGCCCCCCUCUCUCACCGGCUCCUUUUCCUGCGUCUGCCCCUGAGGAAGAGGAAACUGUAGUCAGAGAUGAGAACAGUGCGUUGCCCUCGCGCCUCCACCCGCAAGUAGCGCAUAAGAUUCAGGAGCUAGUGUCGCAGGGCGUGGGACACGUGUACGCAGUGAGGAAGCAGCUCAGGAAAUUUGUGGAAAGAGAACUGUUCAAACCUGAUGAGAUACCUGAAAGACAUAAUUUAUCAUUUUUUCCAACUGUAAAUGAUAUAAAAAAUCAUAUCCAUGAGGUACAGAAAUCUUUGAGGACUGGAGAGGUGGUGUAUCACUCAGAGGUGAUUCCAGCAAUGCUUCAGUGGACCACAGAUAGUGGGAAUAUUCUCAGAGAGACUGUAACAGUUACAUUUGCAGAAGGACAUUCACUGGGAGAGCCAGUUGCCAGCAGCGUGGGGGCGCGUGGGACACAGACUUCUUUGUCUUCAGAGCCAUGUCACCUGCUCUCCCCACUCUCUUCAUUGCAGCCCAAGAUCUUCUCACACUCACAGGGUUUGAAGUUACAACCAAGACUUUCCUCUCCUGAUGGAUCACAAGCUCUGGUGUCAGGAACUAGCCAUCCCUCCUCCAGUCCUUCAGGACUUGUAGAUACAGCAGGAAAUGCUGUAGUGAAUAAUCAUUCUCUGCUGCUUGGUCAAAAUCAGAGCCUUCGAACAGAUCCAUGCCUAAUGCAAAACAACAGCGCUGUCCCUACCAUGGGGAAUCUCCCGGAAUCAGUUCAGAAUCUCGGAAUGGAUCAGCUGGUGGAAGUUGAAGAUGUUGAGGAUGCAGGCGAUCUGGAAGGAAGUGUAAAUAGGAUUCUGUUGGGGGAUGUGCAAACUGUUCCAAUAGGAAUUGUAGACAGCCAUCCAGCUCUUAGAAGUCUAGAAGAUUCUCUGUCUGUGAACCAAGUUAAACAAGAACCCAAAGAGCCAACACUGCCUAUGGGAACAAAAACUUUUCAGGACUGUAAAAAAUUACCUGCUACAUAAGAUGUUUAAAGCUUUUCAGAAUUGAUAGCUCUGGCACCUUCUGAUGUCUUAGAAGGGGAAGAUUGCCAGGACAUAGCAUGUCAGUCACGGGACCAGAACUGAAUGAUGCAGCUUUGACUUAAAACUUGAAUAUUUUUUGUCAAUUCCAUAUUUGUAUUCCCCUUAAGAAAUAUUUUACUUCAUUUUGUAUUCCUUUAUUUUUUUAUUAUCCAGUAAGAUAUGUAUUUGAAAAGAUCACGGUAAUUUAAUGUAAACACAAAUGGUUAUCUCAUCCUCAGAAAUACUGAGUAUUGCUUCUUACAAGACAACCAAGUCCAACAAUAAAAGCAGUGUGAGUGCAUGUGGAGGUGUGUCAGAAAACUUAGAGUUGUGAGGAGAGUUUGAAUUAGCCCACAGGUGAGAGAACAUUUGUCAUCUGUCUUAUUUGGAAAGAUAGAGCAGUAGAUUUAAAUGGUAACACUGAGCUGCCGAUCACAUCCCUAUAGAUUUGCAUAGCAGCACAGAGCCACCAAUCACAUCCCUAUAGAUUUGCAUAGCAGCACAGAGCCACCAAUCACAUCCCUAUAGAUUUGCAUAGCAGCACAGAGCCACCAAUCACAUCCCUAUAGAUUUGCAUAGUAUCACAGAGCCACCAAUCACAUCCCUAUAGAUUUGCAUAGUAUCACAGAGCCACCAAUCACAUCCCUAUAGAUUUGCAUAGUAUCACAGAGCCACCAAUCACAUCCCUAGACACUGCAUUUGCAAUUUAUCCCCCAGGCUUUAUACCUUUAACUAUAAAUGAAUAGUACUAAUGGUCGUCUGUCAGAAAUUUCACUGACUCGGUAAGUACUGAAAAGUUUAAAUUGAAUUAAUCAGAUAAAUAACACAAAUAAAUGUAUUUUAUAUGGGAUUAGAGGUAAAUCCCUACUUAGGAAUAGAAAGAUGUAUAGUUUAGAGAAUGGGGGGAAAUGUUAUAAUCCCUACUGCUUGCAAAAUU